AUUGAACAACCUGAUGAUGAGAUUGAUGUAUUAAAUGGCGAAGAUCAAGAACUGAUUUAUGAAAAUCAAGAAAUUGUGAGCGAAAUUCAAGAAACCAUUGAUAAAAAUCAAGAAACAAACAUCGAG
Molecule: messenger RNA, 126 nt
Organism: Racocetra persica
Lineage: Eukaryota; Fungi; Glomeromycota; Glomeromycetes; Diversisporales; Gigasporaceae
Source: the annotation of a GenBank genome assembly